Molecule: messenger RNA, 258 nt
Organism: Prunus armeniaca (apricot)
Lineage: Eukaryota; Viridiplantae; Streptophyta; Magnoliopsida; Rosales; Rosaceae
Source: the annotation of a GenBank genome assembly
AUGGACUUGGAGAUGAAGAUCAACAAAACAGCCUGGUCAUUGACUGGCUUCAAUGGCGCAACUACGGUUACCGUGGGCACGAUAGACCUCGACGGCUACUCUCCACCAGUGAUCAACUUGCAACCCUUCAUGGUCAUUGACGAAGUCUCCCCUUAUAAUGGCAUUCUGGGCAGACCAUGGAUUGGAAAGAUCAAUGGAAUCACCUCCGCCACAUAUCAGAAAAUCCGUUACCCAAUCCUUGGGGGCAAUGUCGGCUAG